This is a messenger RNA of Papaver somniferum (opium poppy), 2493 nucleotides long. Its product is annotated as oligopeptide transporter 7-like. The transcript has 6 exons. The coding region runs from base 117 to 2300 and encodes 727 amino acids. The record is from RefSeq and is a predicted model, not a curated record. NCBI's taxonomy places the organism in Eukaryota, Viridiplantae, Streptophyta, Magnoliopsida, Ranunculales, Papaveraceae. Gene Ontology annotation, biological process: transmembrane transport. Gene Ontology annotation, molecular function: oligopeptide transmembrane transporter activity.
AAACAUUACCAAAACUACUCAAUUGGUUGCAUAAUAUACAUAUCGACAUCUAACCUUUUCACCACUCACACCAAACAGCACUAGAAAAGAGGAGAGGAGAGGAGAGGAGAGCAACCAUGGCAGAGACAGAGAAAUGUGAUCAAGAAGAAGAAAAUUCACCAGUAAAACAAGUGGCAUUAACAGUACCAACAACAGAUGAUCCAUCCUUACCAACCCUAACGUUUAGAAUGUGGGUUUUAGGAACUCUUUCCUGUGUUCUUCUUUCAUUUUUAAACCAGUUUUUCUGGUAUAGAAAAGAACCAUUAACUAUCUCAUCCGUUUCUGCUCAAAUUGCUGUUGUUCCACUAGGUCAUUUGAUGGCUAAACAUGUCACUGAUCGGAUAUUCUUUAAGGGUACUAGAUAUGAAUUUACGUUAAACCCUGGUCCUUUUAACGUCAAAGAACAUGUUUUGAUCACAAUAUUCGCUAAUUCUGGUGCUGGUUCUGUUUAUGCUAUACAUAUUGUUACUGCUGUUAAACUCUUUUACAAGAAGAAUCUCGGUUUCUUUGUUUCUUUGAUCGUUGUUGUCACUACCCAGGUGCUUGGAUUUGGUUGGGCUGGAAUUUUCCGGAGAUAUUUGGUGGAGCCAGCAGCUAUGUGGUGGCCAAAGAAUCUUGUUCAAGUCUCCCUAUUCGGGGCUUUACAUGCGAAAGAAACUAAAUCCAAGGGUGGAUUAUCACGAAUCCAUUUUUUCCUUGUCGCAUUUGUGUGUAGCUGCGCAUACUAUGUUCUCCCUGGCUAUCUCUUCCCAAUGUUGACAUCCCUCUCAUGGGUUUGCUGGAUAUUCCCCAAAUCUGUUCUGGCACAACAACUAGGUUCCGGUCUUCAUGGUCUUGGAAUAGGUGCAAUUGGGCUUGAUUGGACGACAGUAUCGUCCUAUCUCGAUACCCCACUGGCGAGCCCAUGGUUUGCUACGGCAAAUGUAGCUGUUGGUUUCAUUUUCAUCACCUAUAUUGUAACACCAAUUACCUAUUGGUUCAAUUUUUACAAUGGAAAGAACUUCUCCAUAUUUUCGUCAACGCUAUUCGAGUCUAAUGGAAAGGUUUACAACAUCUCUAGCAUUGUCAACGAGGAUUUCAAGAUUGACAUGGCAGCUUAUAAUAAAAGUGGACGUAUUUACCUUACAUCUUUCUUUGCCAUGACUUAUGGAGUGGGUUUCGCGACACUUAGUGCCGUCAUCGUUCAUGUUCUCCUGUUUCACGGAAGAGAAAUAUGGGAGCAAAGCAGAUCAGCAUUUAAAGAUAAGAAAAAAGAUAUACACACAAGAUUAAUGAGCAAGUACAAGCAAGUGCCUGAAUGGUGGUUUGUUUGCAUACUUCUAGCUACUAUUGCAGUCACUAUAUUUGCUUGUGAGUUCUACAAUGAGCAGCUUCAACUUCCAUGGUGGGGUGUGCUGUUUGCUUGCGCACUUGCCAUGUUUUUCACUCUUCCAAUUGGUAUCCUUUUUGCAACCACAAACCAACAACCAGCAUUAAACAUCAUAACAGAGUACAUCAUUGGGUACAUAUAUCCUGGGUAUCCCGUGGCAAACAUAUGCUUCAAGACGUACGGGUACAUAAGUAUGAGACAAGCAAUAGUCUUUCUUGCAGAUUUCAAACUAGGCCACUACAUGAAGAUUCCACCAAGAACAAUGUUCCUGGCACAGGUUGUAGGAGCUAUUGUAGCUGGAGUGUCUUACUUGGGAACUUCAUGGUGGCUCAUACAUAGCAUCCCUGAUAUGUGUAACACUCAGGUGCUUUCCCCUGAUAGUCCUUGGACUUGUCCUGGUGACCAUGUAUUCUUUGAUGCUUCAGUUAUAUGGGGAUUAGUUGGACCUCGCAGAAUCUUCGGAAAUCUUGGUGCUUAUGCGACUGUAAACUGGUUCUUCUUAGGGGGAGCAAUUGCACCUAUACUAGUUUGGUUGGCUCAAAGAGCCUUCCGUAAUCAAAAAUGGAUUAGUCUGGUUAAUAUGCCUAUACUCAUCGGUGCAACAGCAAGUAUGCCUCCAGCAACUGCUGUUAACUAUACAAGUUGGAUACUGGUUGGGUUUCUUUCUGGAUUCGUUGUUUUUAGAUACCACCAGAACUGGUGGCGGAAACAUAAUUACGUUCUGUCUGGAGCUCUUGAUGCUGGUCUGGCUUUCAUGGCUGUGCUUUUGCACUUUUGUUUGGGUAUGAAUGACAUUAGUAUUGAUUGGUGGGGAAGUAAUGCGGAUGGUUGCCCUUUGGCUUCCUGCCCAACCGCUAAAGGAGUCGUCACCAAGGGUUGUCCAGUGUUCUGAUUUACUUACUAAAUCCUUCUUUGAUUGUUUUCUUAGUUGUGAAUACGAUUUUUAUUAUUUAGAUCCUUCUUUGAUGCAAUAUAUACGUUAGUACUCUCGGAGCCGAUCUUGAGUCUAAAAGGGUUUUGAACUUGAUCGCAAUACCUUUUAUAAAUAAAAUAAAAAAAGUAAAAAUCCUCAAAAAUUGUAAGAA